Cylicocyclus nassatus is the source of this 369-nucleotide messenger RNA. The record is from the annotation of a GenBank genome assembly. Lineage: Eukaryota; Metazoa; Nematoda; Chromadorea; Rhabditida; Strongylidae.
AUGAACUUUGGUAGACUACAAAGUGCCGGUGUGAAAGGACUUGUUUACUGUAAAGGCAAGCCAGCCAAAGGAGUCUCAGUUAAACUUUACGAAAAGGAACUCAUGUUCGAUCGGCUGAUGGACAAAGGCAAAACUGACAAAUAUGGUGCUUUCAAACUGUGGGGUAGGGCCAGAGAAUGGUCAGACAUUGAACCCGUGUUAUACAUUUACAAUAAAUGCGGCAGGCGUUUUGCUCGAAAAGUCACCAUCGACAUACCAUCAACUUACAUCACACAUUUUGGACAGAAAUGCAAGACUAUGUAUCGACUGUACAGUUUAUCUACAAUUGCAUUUCCGGUAACAAAAAGAUGUUCCGUUGCUGAUGCUUGA